AUGCCCGCAAGCUCGCCCAGGAACGCGCUCCGGAGCACGGUGCAGCCACCGCCCGAGCAACACCCGCACCUGUUCCUCGUGUUCGCAAAGACGGGGCACAAGAAGUGCCCCUCCAGCGGGCCUGACUCUGGCCCCCACGGGCGCCCUCCAGCUGAACCCAAGGGCUUCGGCGCACGUCGCAACGCGCUGCGGGCCACACGUGGGCUGCAGCCAGCCAAGGAGAAGCAUUCGCCCUCUACCAGCAGACGCACUCGACCCAUCACAAAGUACGCGAACGUGCCCCAGAGGGUUGUGCAGCGCCACCAGGGCCAGGGUGACGCGAUCGAGAUCUUCGAAGACGAGAAGGAAACUAGAAAGACGGUAUUGAUGACGGCGAACGACGCCAUUGUGAUUUCGGAUGACGAAGAGGCCGCGGUCAAGACCCCUCGCGCGAUGAAAUACAUGGACAAUAAGGAGGUAAUUGAACUAUCAGACAAUGAUGGAGAUUUACCUGUGGAUGGUGGACGAGCGCGAGAAGUUGUAAAAUCCAACGGCAAGAAGAAAACCUAUGUGAGCAAACUCGAGGCGAUUGAGAUAUCCGAUGACGACGUGAUACCUGUGAGUGUGGACAAGCGGACGCCGAAGAGCGCGAUGAAGCACGCAACGACCGACCGGGAGGGAGAGAGCGACCCGCCCGUACGGGUCAAGGUACUGGUGCACGACGAGCAGCUGAACAUCUCCACCAGCGGAGGCUUACCCAAUGAAAGGCACGACGACGCCCACUUGCAACGCUUCGAUGUCCUCGAACAGGUGUGGAAAGACGUCAGUGAUGGACGCACCCGUAUAUGCGCGUUGAUGGAGUGGGAGAGUCGCAGAGGAUGGCUCGGGGAGAAAGAAGAUGUGAUGCAAGUACGCCUCGCGGUGAUGACGGCAAGCAGCAGGAAGCCAGUCGCUUUCGUAUGGAACUACGAGGGGUACCAGGACGAGGGGCCAACCGUGCACAUCUUCUACGACAUGGCUCAACUCGUCCGGAGGUGCGUGGAGGAGGUCGACGGCGAAGAGGUGGCGACCUCGUUGAAGAGGCCGACCCACCCGACCGGGUCCUGGAAGAGCGGGAAACCCGCACCGAACUGGACGUGUCCGCACUCGGACGUCCACACCGCCCCGGCGCUGGCGCGCGCGCGCACGCGGUCCGGAUGCGAAUACGGGCUAUACCUCCGCGACCCGAAGGUUGUCCAUGUUUGCGACUCCUUCUACAUGGCAGAUGGGCUGCUGGAGGCCAACGAGGCCGAGGAUGACAUGGAGGAUAACGAGGUACUCACAGGGGAGCCGGACGCCGACGACCACUUUGCGGACAUGAUGCGUAACCUUUCCAUACGCCCAGAAUCCCUCGCGCCCGCUGCACCCAUCGCCCCGCCCGCCGCACCCAUCUCCACGCCCGAAGCGCCUGGCGUUUACCCUGCCCGCGCGAGCACGCGCGACGCGCCUGGUGUCCUCCACAUCCAGGCCCUCUACAUCCGUCCACCUCAAGGGGGCAGUCAGGGACACGCGAAGGAGGUGACUCAACUCUGA
Epithele typhae is the source of this 1551-nucleotide messenger RNA. RefSeq lists its product as uncharacterized. The record is from RefSeq and is a predicted model, not a curated record. NCBI's taxonomy places the organism in Eukaryota, Fungi, Basidiomycota, Agaricomycetes, Polyporales, Epitheliaceae. The transcript is spliced from 12 exons. The coding region runs from base 1 to 1551 and encodes 516 amino acids.